CACUAUGGUUGACGUUACACCCCGAGACUCGCUGAAGCGCCAAGCGAACCGCUUCUUCAUGAUCAUAACGGCUGUGCUGACCAUGAUGGCCAGGCGAGCAAGCCGUCUGCCACUGAGGUUGAAGGCGGCGGCGGCGACGGAGCCGGCGAUGAAAGACGAUUGGAAAGUGGAGCUGAAGUCGCCGAGGAAGCUGCUGAGGUCCAUAAGCAGCAGAACGUCGUCGUUUAUUCGUAAGAAGAAGGGGAAAGAAGAGGAGGGAAAGGAGUGGGGAGAUGGUGGGGUGUGGCAGAAGGCAAUAUUGAUGGGGGAUAAGUGUGAGCCGUUGGAUUUCUCGGGAGUAAUGUAUUACGAUAGUAACGGGGAGCUGGUGAGCGAGAUCCCUCUCAUCACGUCGCCGCCACGUUAGAGUCCCGUGCCUUGUAAUUUCACCCGGAACAAACAAUCGAAGCAGCUGACCGGAGGAAACAACAACAAAUUGGAAUAAGUUGAAAGCUGAAACUCCGAGUUAGGUUUUUUUUUUUUUUUUUUUAAAUGUA
This is a messenger RNA of Gastrolobium bilobum, 536 nucleotides long. RefSeq lists its product as uncharacterized. The transcript has a single exon. Bases 5 to 406 code for a protein of 133 amino acids. The record is from RefSeq and is a predicted model, not a curated record. Lineage: Eukaryota; Viridiplantae; Streptophyta; Magnoliopsida; Fabales; Fabaceae.